CCAGCUCUCGCAGACCGAUACACGGCAGAGUUUCCACAAGCCGGAUAGACUACACACGCACGUGCGUGCUAGCACAAACGAACACGAGCGCGCACUCACGCACACACACACACAAACACACACACAUCUCCACACACACGAGAGAGAGAGAGAGAGAGAGAGAGAGAGAUGGGAGAUAAUUAUCGUAGGUUAACCAUGGGUGGAGAGAAAGCGAUAGGAAUAGACUUGGGCACAAGCACAUGUUGUAUUGCCGUAUGGCAGCACAACAGGGUAGAUGUCAUACCGAAUCCUAUGGGGGGCAGGCUGACUCCAUCCGUCGUGCGGUUCAGCAACACCGGCAAAUCUGUCGGUCUCAAAGCCAAGCUUGAGGAGGAUAAUGGAGCGGGCUCCUCUUCUGACGAUGGAGCGGAUGCCACUUACGUCUACGAGAUCAAACGCAUUAUGGGGAAGGAGUUCGGAUCUCGAGACGCCCAGGAAGAUAUUCGAGCGUGGAGCUUCCCCGUCGUGGGGAGAUCGAAGGGCCAACCGAUGGUCCACGUGGCGAAGCUCAAGGGGCGGCGGCAACCGGUGCAGUUCUCCCCAGAGGAGAUAUCCGCCAUGCUGCUGAAGCACGCCAAGAAAUUAGCCGAAGCUUAUCUGGACUGCGAGGUGAGGAAAGCAGUCAUCACUGUUCCGGCUUACUUCACGGACGCUCAGAAGGAGGCGACCCGCAAUGCAGGGAGAUUAGCGAGACUUGAAGUCGUGCGUCUGCUCAGCGAGCCCACAGCAGGUGCUCUGGCUUACGUGGAGAACAAUAUGCUAAGCAUCCGCGAGCUUCAACGAGGGGAAGCGCAGCGGAGUCCAACCGUUAUGGUCUUCGAUCUAGGAGGCGGCACACUCGACGUUUCGAUUGUCGAGAUUAGUGAGGACAGCAUCGUAGUGAAGGCGUUAGAUGGAGAUACGCAUCUAGGAGGAGCCAAUUUCGACAAGAACUUAGUCAAUUAUGUAGUGACCGAGUUCGCUGAGAAAAAUAGACUACUGGAGGAAAUUGUUCGGGCCGAUAAAAGAAGAAUGAAAGAGUUGAGAAAGAAGUGCAUCGAAGCAAAGGAAACUCUCUCCAUGGUGGGUGUUCAUGAAUAUGUUUUGCUGCUACCGGAUUUCUACGAGCGUUUAACUCUUAAGGAGCAUAUUUCCACAACAACUUUCAAUAGGAUUAAUCAGCCCCUGUUCGAUAGGUGUAUGAUUAAAGUGAAGAGAGUGUUGGAGAGUGCGAAUCUGCGCAAAGAAGACAUCUUGAAGGUGCUGCUUGUGGGAGGGUCGACUCGCAUCCCCUUCGUGUCGGAGAUGAUGAAGGAUUUCUUCAAUGGUCGAGCGCCGCAGAAGCUUUGUAAUCCGGACGAGGCAGUGGGUCACGGAGCCGCGAUUCUAGCCGCGAAGCUGAUGGGAGAGAGAGGCACUCGUCUCGAUCAUCUGACGCUGAGGGAGAUUACGCCACGUAGCCUGGGAGUCGACCUGCACUCGGGGGAAAUGCGGAUUGUGAUUCCCCGGCACUCAGCUCUACCAGCAAGCGGGACUUGCACUCUUGCGACGAGCAGAGACAACCAGACUUGUAUGCGUUUUCCUGUUUACGAGGGAGAAGCGAGAAUGAACAGGGAUAACCACUAUCUAGGAGAGUUUACCUUGAAGGGAUUCCUGCGCGCAAGCAGGGGUGAAGCCUCCGCAAUCGUCACUCUGCACGUGAACGAAGACUGCCUUGUAACAGCUACAGCGAAAGCGUUAACCCUCAACUCCAUCGACGGUCGAGAAUCUCAGAUUACCAUCACGGCUGACAAGGGGGGACUAACAGACGAAGAUAUUAAGGAAAUGCUCUUGAAUGAGAUCGUCUGCGUCGAAGAUGACGAGGACAACAUCAAGGACGAAGAGGCGUACGAGGAGGAUGCAGAAAACUACUACGUAGACGAACCUUAUACUGACGACGAAGCGUGGUAGUGUGGAGUCGUGGACUGAGAGUGCAUAGAGAUUUCGCGGGACUGUACCUUUUUUCAUUUUUAGCGGCAAAAGGAUUA
Messenger RNA from Chara braunii, 2045 nucleotides. NCBI's taxonomy places the organism in Eukaryota, Viridiplantae, Streptophyta, Charophyceae, Charales, Characeae. The record is from the annotation of a GenBank genome assembly.